GCGACUGCACACAGGAGCCGGACCGCUGCUCCCUCUCACCGCCAUCCCUCACUGACCGGGAGCCCUCCAAAACCACACACACACCGCACACACACAGUGGCAUUUGGAAGGUGGCAGCUCAGAGGAAGAUGAACACCAUCGUGUUUAACAAAUUCACCAGCCAAGUCCUCUUCGAGGAGAAGGCGAGCGAGGUGGAGAGGAGCAGCAGGACCUACAUGGAGGUGAUGGAAGAACAACACCAGGAGCUGCUCAUUCCGGACAGUCCUUCCAGCAAAAGCCAACGGAGUCUGAGGCAGAGGAGAUCAGGUUCUCGGCAGGGCGGUGGGAAGGUGAGACACAAGCGACAGGCUCUCCAGGACAUGGCUCGCCCUCUGAAGCAAUGGCUUUACAAACACCGCGACAAUCCCUAUCCAACCAAGACCGAAAAAAUCCUCCUGGCGCUUGGAUCCCAGAUGACCCUGGUGCAAGUAUCUAACUGGUUUGCAAAUGCAAGACGUCGCUUGAAGAAUACUGUUAGACAACCAGAUUUGAGCUGGGCAUUGCGAAUAAAAUUAUAUAACAAGUAUGUGCAGGGCAACGCUGAACGACUGAGUAUUAGCAGUGAUGACUCGUGUUCUGAAGAUGGAGAACACCCUCCGAGGAAUCCUGCAGAUGAGGAGGAAUUCAACAAGCCAGUCCAGGCUGUAAUUAAAAAGGAAAAUCCAAUUUUGAAGGCAGUGGGAAGGGCUGGCACUACCGUCAAUGAAGAUUAUGUGUCUCCACCAAAAUACAAGAGCAGCUUGCUGCAUCGCUAUCUGAAUGACUCCUUAAGGCAUGUCAUGGCAUCAAAUGCAGCCAUGAAAGCCACCGACAGGAAAAGAAACCAUUCAGGAUCCUUCAGCUCCAAUGAAUAUGAAGAAGAGCUAGCAUCACCAUCUUCUUCUGAAACAGAUGGAAACUUUGUGUACCGAACCGAAACAUUGGAACAGGGGCCAAACAGAUUUGUCAGUGCUCCAAAGAAAAAGGAAACUUACAAAGACGAAACCUACUGGAAAGAAAUUAAUGCAGCCAUGGCCUUGACAAAUCUUGCACAAGCAAAGGGCAAACUCCAAGGAACAACCAGCUGUAUCAUUCAGAAGUCUUCGCAUAUUUCAGAAAUUAAGACGUUGAAAAUUUCACCGACUAAUCAAUUCUGA
Messenger RNA from Callorhinchus milii (elephant shark), 1175 nucleotides. RefSeq names its product mohawk homeobox a (gene mkxa). Gene Ontology annotation, biological process: cell development; muscle organ development; regulation of transcription by RNA polymerase II. NCBI's taxonomy places the organism in Eukaryota, Metazoa, Chordata, Chondrichthyes, Chimaeriformes, Callorhinchidae. Gene Ontology annotation, molecular function: RNA polymerase II cis-regulatory region sequence-specific DNA binding; DNA-binding transcription factor activity, RNA polymerase II-specific. The record is from RefSeq and is a predicted model, not a curated record. Gene Ontology annotation, cellular component: nucleus. The coding region runs from base 129 to 1175 and encodes 348 amino acids. The transcript has 7 exons.